Messenger RNA from Giardia duodenalis, 441 nucleotides. Its product is annotated as histone H3. The transcript has a single exon. The record is from RefSeq and is a predicted model, not a curated record. Bases 1 to 441 code for a protein of 146 amino acids. Gene Ontology annotation, cellular component: nucleosome. Lineage: Eukaryota; Fornicata; Diplomonadida; Hexamitidae. Gene Ontology annotation, molecular function: protein heterodimerization activity; structural constituent of chromatin; DNA binding.
AUGGCACGCACCAAGCACACGGCACGCAAGACGACCAGCGCGACGAAGGCGCCGCGCAAGACGAUCGCGCGCAAGGCCGCACGCAAGACGGCGUCCUCGACGAGCGGGAUCAAGAAGACCGGCCGCAAGAAGCAGGGCAUGGUCGCGGUCAAGGAGAUCAAGAAGUACCAGAAGUCCACAGACCUGCUCAUCCGGAAGCUGCCCUUCUCGAAGCUCGUCCGUGACAUCGUCACCUCCGGGCUCUCCAAGUCCGACAUCCGCUUCCAGGGCGCGGCGGUGGAGGCCCUCCAGGAGUCUGCGGAGAACUACAUCAUCUCGCUCUUCGUCGACACGCAGCUCUGCGCCGAGCACGCCAAGCGCGUCACGAUCAUGAAGCCCGACAUGGAGCUUGCGACCCGGAUCGGCAAGCGGAUCGAGCCCGAGUACAGGAAGGGCAAGUAA